Suillus subaureus is the source of this 297-nucleotide messenger RNA. RefSeq lists its product as uncharacterized. NCBI's taxonomy places the organism in Eukaryota, Fungi, Basidiomycota, Agaricomycetes, Boletales, Suillaceae. The transcript has a single exon. The coding region runs from base 1 to 297 and encodes 98 amino acids. The record is from RefSeq and is a predicted model, not a curated record.
AUGCAGUUAGGAGUAUCUAACCUGGUCAUUGUACACUCUACUGGUGUUUACUCACACAGUGUAUCAUGGUGCCAGUGUCCUGGAGCUGAGAAGGCAUGGCAUCUCCAUCUCAUGAAAGCAAGGUUAUUUCCUACCAGUAUCACUCACCCUCGAUCUGCUUUCACAUUCAAUGUCCUGGAUAACUUCCUCAUAGAUGCUUUGGAGUGCAAGACUUCAGCCAUGAGUUUCUAUCAAAAGCUCUGUUGGUUCACAAACAAUGCAUUCCCUGAUAAAAUACCAGUGAGUAAUUUUAUAUGA